CCCUUCGCAGGCCACGCUUCGUAUGGGAACGAGGCAUGGCAAGCUUUUCCUACCAAUCAACAAGGUAGAGGUGGAGAUCCGGGAGGCGUUUCUUAGCCCCAAACCUUCCCUGAGUUUGCCGUCGGUGUGGGUCCAGCUGUCCGGCGUCCCGGACGACCUCAUGGAGGUGGACCGUUUGAUGGCUGCUAUGGUUCUGAUUGGCCGUCCUUUGGAGGUGGAUGAGUUGUCCCUGCGCAAAUUCCGAACUGAACCCAUCCGGGUGCGCUUUCAGUGCCGGUACCCGGAGCGGAUGAAAGGGACGGUGCAGCUGGUGGUGAAUGGGGAAGGAUACAACAUCUCCGUGAAGGCCGAGCUGGGCGGGAGGGGCGGUGGCACGACUGGGUCGGGGCCGGCCCCAUCGCCGCCAAGGGAUGACGAUCAGGAUGAUGAGGAUUAUGAUGACUUGUCUCCGUCUGAGGAGGAGUGGAAUGAUCUGGGGCAGAAGGACAAGGAAAAGAGGAAUCAAGCGGCCGCUGAGAAGACGCAAGAGACGACCACGGGCAAGGAGAAGGCUACGGAGGUGCGUGGUGGCGGGAUGGGUGCCGGGGGGUAUCACAGCGCCCCGCCGUUGGGUGCCACGGAGUCGCGGCUGCGCUUCCUUGACGAGUACGGGUCCAACUUGGCAGACGGGGGCGUGCUGGCCUCAUUCCGCCAGCCCCGCUCUCUCAUGAUUCCUGUGGCCUCCCCUCCUAAGGCUGCGGAGGGGUCGACUGACUCGCCGGUGUGUGACCCCGCCUUGGAGGGGGGAGAGGUCAUGGCCAUGGGGACGGGCCUUGGGAUGGCUGCGCCCAUGGAGGUCGCUCAGGGAGAGCACCUGGCUGCUGGGGAGACGGCUGUUGCCACGCCGGUGCGGCCCAUGGGAGGCGAUGGGGUGCCGCGCUCCUCGCCGCUGCCUGCGGUGAGGCUCCCGAAGGUCGGCGAGGUGGUGCCGGUGGUGGCUGCGGAGGGGGAGAUGUCCAAGACGGCGGCGACCUACUCGAGGGCGCCCAAGAAGAUGGACAAGGCGCUGUCCGUGAGGAAGAGUUCCAGGCACAGCAAGGCGGCGGUCAACCUGUCGGCGCUGGAGAAGGCCAAGAGACUGACUGCGGACACGAACCUGGACUCAGCAAUGGAGGAUGCUGGUGAAGUGGAAGGAUAGAGGCCUCGUGGAUGCGGCGAUGGACUCUCUUCGGCGGAUGCAUACGGACCUGGCGGUGUCGAUGGGCUCUUGACGUCGCCAUGCUACAUCUCCGUCAUGUACCAGGGAGCUGUUGUUGGAUGCUAUGUUUGAACCCUUUUCAUGUUGCUGUUGCAUCUUGAACUUUAGUCUAUGUUAGGUCUGGGGACCUUGUGUGAUGAUUCUGUGCUAUGUGGGAGCGAUGGCUCGUUAUGUAUCCCGACUAUGUAUGGUUGCGUGUCGCUUUAUUAAUUUAAAGCAGGGCUGAGGCCUUCAGUUUAAAAA
This is a messenger RNA of Lolium perenne, 1480 nucleotides long. RefSeq lists its product as uncharacterized. The record is from RefSeq and is a predicted model, not a curated record. NCBI's taxonomy places the organism in Eukaryota, Viridiplantae, Streptophyta, Magnoliopsida, Poales, Poaceae.